Leptonychotes weddellii (Weddell seal) is the source of this 4713-nucleotide messenger RNA. The record is from RefSeq and is a predicted model, not a curated record. NCBI's taxonomy places the organism in Eukaryota, Metazoa, Chordata, Mammalia, Carnivora, Phocidae.
GGGGAGGGCUGUAGUGGAGAUGGGACCUCAGGGAAAGUGAACAGUCAGUACCCACAAAGGAGCAGCGGGUCAGAAGGGCUCAGAUGCGAGGGGAUGGGCCCAGGCCUGGUGAGGACUCAUGGAAAUUCUCUUCCUGUUAUUUCUGUAUUUUCAGUUAAACUAUUUCCCAUGACUCAAAAUAGGGUUUGGUUCAUUGGUCUUAUGUUGUAUAACAGGUUGAGGCUGCCUUUUACUGAAGCUCAUUAAAAUUGGCCCCCUUACCAGCUGCAGAGUCAUUUGCUCUAAACUUUUAACACCUCGAACCCUACUGAAAGUCUCUCAGAACCAGAGUUCAGAAUUAAUAGAGCUCUUUGGUCCCAGAGAUAACCCCAAGCUUGGCUGCAGCACUCCUGUGGGGAUUCAUUUACUCAGGUUGCUGUGGGCGGGCCGCCAAGACGAUUUCAGGAAGGGUGUGGGAUCUUGCGAUAUGUAGCUUUGAGGCUCAGUUACCUGCCUGUCAUGGAUACCAACUGUGGGUUUGGUUUCUUAAUAGUUGAAAGAGUGUGUAAUAAAAUUUCCAAAGCAGUUAACCGUGCUUCUCCAUGAGGGGAACAUAUGGUAGCCCACAAGACCAGGAUGCGGGCUGGAGCUUCGGUUUGCACGAAAAAUGUGCGCCUGGGUAUUUGGGCUUUGUUUGUUUUUGUUGUUGUUUGGGGCAAAAGGCAAAGGCACAGGAUUGAUUUAUGUUUCUCAGUUGCUGAGGGCAGAGGGAGGUACCACAUACCGUUCAGAAAAGGCAACCGAAAUUUUCAUAUCCAUCUCUGGAUUAUACAGACCUCGGGAGCAGAAUUCUUACGGAGUUUUAGGAUGAAAGUCGGCCCCAAUACUCCCUUCCAACCCACGUGGUGACAUCGCCUUCCCGCGCUCCCAUUCACACGGCAUGCAAGAUGAUGGGAGAAUACACUAGGCGGGUGACAUUCACCUUUACCGUGUCCUGCUCCCUCUUUUUUUUUUUCAGAGAUGCCAUAACAAAAAUGAAAGAUGUUUACCUGAAGAAUCCUCAGAUGGGAGACCCAGCCAGUUUGGAUCACAAAUUAACCGAAGUCAGCCAAAAUAUAGAGAAACUGCGGCUAGAAUCCCAGAAAUUUGAGGCCUGGCUGGCGGAGGUGGAAGGCAGGCUGCCGGCACGCAGCGAGCAGGCCCGCCGGCAGAGUGGAAUGUUCGACGCCCAGAACCCGGCCACGGUCAACAACUGUGCCCAGGACCGCGAGAGCAGCCCGGAUGGCAGUUACACGGAGGAGCAGAGUCAGGAGGGUGAGGUGAAGGUGCUGGCCACGGACUUCGACGACGAGUUUGAUGAGGAGGAGCCCCUGCCCGCCAUCGGGACCUGCAAAGCCCUCUACACGUUCGAAGGUCAGAAUGAAGGGACCAUCUCCGUGGUUGAAGGAGAAACACUGUACGUGAUCGAGGAAGACAAAGGCGACGGGUGGACCCGCAUUCGGAGAAAUGAAGACGAAGAGGGUUAUGUCCCCACUUCGUACGUCGAAGUCUAUUUGGACAAAAAUGCCAAAGGUGCUAAGACUUAUAUUUAAUACAACUUAAAAAAAAAAAAAACUGUAAAAAAAAAAAAAAUUGGAGUUGUCUCUCCCCACAACUAUGACUGUUCCCGACGGUUCUUCCAAAGCGUGGCUGGAGGAUACCGGACCGGAGUGCCUGUUGUCACAUGGCCACGCGGUGGGCUUGUAGGCAUUCGACACCCGAAUUUCAAUGGCUAGUUUUGACUAUAAUCACGUUUCACUUGCUCAUGAAAUAUGACGCGGAAAGCUGCCAACUGCCAAUUUACAAUUCUGUCAUUUGAAAUCGGAUAAACAGUUCUUCUGGCAGUAUCUGUAGGUAUCCAAAAAAAAAAAAAGAAAGUUGCCUUCUAGCUUCUAAUCGCUAUUUCUGAAUUUAAAGGUCCACACACAUCAGAGGGGUGGGUAAGACUUCAGUUCUAUCUCCAGUUCUAUCUCGCAACUGCCGUAAAUGGAACCCCCUUAGAAAGUGUUACAUUUUGUAACUUAAUAACUUGAACUACGCUAGUUUGUUUAAUCUUACAAUCAUUUGCUUUGGAGGAAAUCAUAAAUAAAACCUCCCCCUCCUUGAGGAAAGAGUAAGACGAGUCCUAUAUUGGUACUAAACGUGUGUAUUUUUCCUUAAACGUGUUUAAGAUCAUUGGUAGAUCGCCGUGAUUAUCCUCUCCCCUCCGCACGAUCCCAGACAACCGACUGAAAUCUGGAAAAGCUUGGUUAACAAUUAACCACUUGACUUUUACAGGAGACCACUGAGCUCCCCGCUGCCACUGACAGAGUCGAUCAGAUGCCCUGGUGCUGUUUCGAUCACUUACAAAAAACAGCGUUUCUGUUGGAGGUUUUGUGGCAAGUGGAGCUGUAUUCAGCUCACACUUCCCCAGGUGGGGCUAUAAAUAGCAGCAGCUGCUUCUACACGCAGACCCCAGCUCCUCACUUCACAGAGGUGUUUGGGGUUUUUGGUUGGUUGGUUUGUUUGUUUUUAAUCCUUGACAUCUUUAAGACCCAAAAUAUGAAUUUACUGAAAAUCGUUUUAUAUAAUGAACUAUAGCCAGACUAAAAUAAAGUAUUUCACCAUCUUGAAAGGGAUCUGGGUCACGUGGGGAUUUGCAUUUUUAAAUUGGCAACAUAGGUAAUGAAAUCGAUCACAUGCAUAGAGAUGGGUACCCAGCCCAAUGUGUGUGCCCAUUUCAAGAAUCUACCCUGAGGUCACGGAGAACCAGCUAUGAAUGGCUCACAAUAAAGGUGUCAAGUUCCAAUUUACUUUUUAUUUGGCUUUGAGAAUUAUUUAUUCAUGUCCUUCCUACUUUUAAAUAGGAAAUUAGCUCCUUGCUUUUACAUCGUGAGCUCCUUUUAUAAGCUCAAGUCGAUUCAAAGCUGAUUCUACCAAAAAAAAAAAAAGCCGGUUUAAAAACCAACAGCUGCUUAUCAUCGGGGUGUGGCACCUGGCCAGAGUUAUAGGUGCUUGUUGUAGAUUCUAGCAGAAAGUUUGCUACAUUCCCCAAGGACCACCAAAAUGGAAUUUAGUAAAUGUUAAUGACAGCCUGAUUUUUAAAACACGUUUUAUUGUUAAGUAAUGACAGAUUGCCAGGAAGCUGUAAAGACAGUCCAGAGCCAUCCCGUGUACCCUUCAGCCGGUGUCCCCCCAGUGGUGACUUCUGACGUAAUGGUAGAAUAAUGCCCAAAGCAGGAAACUGACAUCGGUCCGCCUGCUUAUUAAAAUAUCAUUUUGUGAUUCAGAUUUCUCUUGCCUUGUUCUACCUUUGCCGAUGUAAUGUCGAUAAAGCCAUUCACCCUGGACCCCAGACCUCUCAGGAAAAUCAUUUCUGUUCCCCUUUUUAAAUAUUUGCCACAAGUAACUCAGCUGGCCCUGAAACCACGGGGAUCCCUCUUCACGAGCUAGGGGAGGUUACAGCACUAGGCACGGACCCAGGCGAACGGGGGACCUCAGAUAUUAAAACCGGAGCUUUCUGUCCGAUGAUGGGACUCAUUUCCAGCCUGUGAACUGCUACAGGAAGCAAACCAAACACUGAAAAAGUCUUAAAAUGGCCGAGACAACGUGAGCCUUUGGAAGCCUCCCUUGGAAAGUAUGGCAUUCCAUGACGUUGUUGUGGGCUUAUUUAGGUUUUUGUGUUUUUUGUUUUUUCCUUAACAGUUGUGCAAAUUUGAUUCAGAAAAUGGCUCAGUUGGUUUAUGGGGGGCGGGGGGGCGUGUGUGGGUUUGGGCGUGUAAUUGGAUGCUCAUGAUUUUAAGUUGUGUGCCUCAGGCCCUUAGCACAGGCAGCUGCGGAGGAGGGACAGAACAAGUGUGCCUUGGUGCCCGCCGCCGGUCAAUGCACCGAGUAUUAGGAGAAGUCCUGAAACCAUUCCCAAAGAAUCAGAAUUCCCAUUUCUGCCCAGAGCAUACUCUGGUUUUUUCUACCCUCCCCCCCACCCCCGGUUAUCUGCUAAAAUGAAAGAAGUCAAGUCUCGGCUUGUGGGUAAAGUUUUCUCCUUUUAUUUUAGAGACACAUUUAGAGAUUACUCGUGUACGCGUAGAAGCCUGUCUUCCCCACCUGGUUUCUCAAUCUGCUCGGCACCCCCAAGAACACUGUCCCCCCAACCCCUCCCAGCCCGCGGGGAACUCAAAGCGGCUGUUCUGUGCCCGUGCACACGUGUGUGUGUGUGUGUGUGUGUGUGUUGUCGUCUACAAUGUGACUAUUUAAUAAUUGCCAAAAUAUUUAGACUAGAGGAACGUCCAAUGGGUCAGUUGGAUUGUGACUGUCUUUUAUGGUUCAGUUUGGUUUUUUAAAUUGCUUUCUGUUAAAUAUGUCCGUAAUCCCCCCACCCCCCAUCUAUUUGUAUAUAGUGCCAUUUAAAAACUAAAAGGAUGACUUGAAUUCGUUGUUUUAACGUUUGACUCUUUUGUCUGUUUGUUUUAUUGGUGCUUCUGCUGCCUAAUGACCAUUUUUGUUUUUGUACCCGCGGGGGAAGCCGGAAGGACUAGGUCCCCUGCCGGCCACUCCAGACUUGAGUUUAUUGUAGACACUUGUGUUCUGAGUAAGUUUUGUUCCAGUAUGGCCAACAUGAUUGUCUCUCUCUCUUCUCACCCUGAAAGAAAAGAAUCUGUCUGGCUCCUCUUAGUUGUACCCUCGUAUCUGCCUCUCUAAUAAACGUAUUUUUCUCAG